Messenger RNA from Zingiber officinale, 983 nucleotides. RefSeq names its product myb family transcription factor PHL11-like. The transcript is spliced from 6 exons. The record is from RefSeq and is a predicted model, not a curated record. Lineage: Eukaryota; Viridiplantae; Streptophyta; Magnoliopsida; Zingiberales; Zingiberaceae. Bases 136 to 864 code for a protein of 242 amino acids. Gene Ontology annotation, molecular function: DNA-binding transcription factor activity; DNA binding.
CUUUUUAAAUGCUAUUCGUUGUCAGCUUCGUCGCUGAGAAUCUUCCGAGCUUACGGUCCUCGUACGCCCGUAUAAAUUAGCCAUACCGUUUCCUUCUCUUUCUCCUCUGUUUCACAUAGAGAGAGAGGGUAGGGCAUGGAAGGGGAUGUUCAGUCCGGAGACACGAGGCCUCGGCUGAGGUGGACGCCCGACCUCCAUGGCCGCUUCGUCGACGCCGUCGCCAAGCUCGGUGGAGCAGACAAAGCAACGCCGAAAUCUGUGCUUAGAUUGAUGGGCAUCAAGGGGUUGACGUUGUACCAUCUCAAAAGCCACCUGCAGAAAUACAGACUGGGAAGACAAUCUCGAGGAGAGCAGGCAGGGAUCGAAAUCAACAAGGGAAGCAAGAACUCAACUUGGAGCAAUAACUGCUCUUCCGACGCAUGCAGCAGCGUUUCUGGGCGAGAAGACGUCGGAGACAUGAGAAUCGCCGAGGCAUUACGGUACCAAUUGGAUGUUCAAAGAAGGCUGAACGAUCAACUUGAGGUACAAAAGAAACUGCAGUCGAGAAUUGAAGCUCAAGGCAGAUACUUGCAAGCAUUACUAGAGAAAGCCCUCACCACCAUCUCGUUGGAUAUGAAAGCCACUGCUGGUUUAGAAGCCAUCAUCGCCUCUUCUCAGUCCCAGCUCCAAGCGGACCACGAGCUGAAUCCAAAAUUAGGCGAUGGAGGAGGAUUCAAGAGGAGGGUUUCGGGUUUCCAGCUCUACCGGGAGGGGCAGCGGGAGGAAGUUGGAGAGGCGAAGCCGCUGGACCUGAAUGCGAAAGGAGGAAGCAGCUGCGAACUGUUUGGUGGAGGAAGAGGAAGCGAUUUAACUCUGCAAAUUUGAAGAGAAAACAACUGAUCGAUCGAUCGAUCGUAUCGUCUUAGUUAAGAAGCCGGAUUAAAUAUAUAGUUGUUUUUUCUUGCACGAGAAAAGAAAUUUGAAAGUAUUUGCAUUUGUAAGCA